CAGCUCCGCCCAACCCGUUUCAUAGCGAGCCAACACUGCGCACGUGCAGAAGCCGAAGGCUCUGUGCACCGAAGCCGUCCGUCUUUGCAUUAGAGAGCUUAUUCAGGAACAUCAAUAUUAGUAUGGUGGCUGUUUGAAAAGAAAAGACCAAAAAAGAAGAAGUAGGAAGAUGGCCCAGAAAGACACACUUCUGCAUCUUUUUGCUGGAGGGUGUAGUGGUACAGUGGGAGCCAUCGUGACCUGCCCCUUGGAGGUGUUAAAGACACGACUGCAAUCCUCUGGACUUACCCUCCGACCCGUCUUCCAAGUCCAGCUUGGCACCCUUAGUGGGACCGGGGUCAUCCGACCAGGCACUGUUACGCCUGGGCUGUUGCAAGUCUUACGAUCAAUCCUCGAGAAAGAGGGGCCAAGAUCUCUUUUCCGUGGUCUGGGGCCAAAUCUUGUUGGUGUGGCUCCCUCACGAGCCAUUUACUUUGCUGCAUAUUCCAAGGCCAAAGAGCUUUUCAAUGGGAUGCUGGUUCCCAAUAGUGGUGCUGUACACAUGUCCUCUGCUGGUAUCGCAGCUUUUGUGACAAACUCCCUGAUGAAUCCCGUCUGGAUGGUCAAGACCAGGAUGCAGCUAGAGAAAAAAGCCAGAGGAGAGAAAAAGAUGAAUGCCUUGCAAUGCGCCCGCCACGUUUACAAAACGGAGGGCGUUCGUGGCUUCUACCGCGGCCUGACGGCAUCCUACGCCGGAAUCUCCGAGACCAUGAUCUGCUUCCUCAUCUAUGAGACGCUCAAGAAGCGGCUCGCCGACCACCAGCUGGCCUCCCCGAACAGCGAAAAUGAGAAAAGAGCGUCUGACUUCCUGCGCUUGAUGAUGGCAGCUGCUUUCUCAAAGGGCUGCGCGUCCUGCAUAGCCUACCCACAUGAGGUGAUUCGGACAAGGCUGCGUGAGGAAGGCAGCAAGUACAAGUAUUUCUUUCAGACCGGGAGGUUAAUAGCUUUGGAAGAAGGCUACGCUGCUUUUUAUAGAGGACUCAUUCCACAGCUAAUUAAGCAAAUCCCCAACACGGCCAUCGUCCUGUCUACAUAUGAACUCAUUGUCCAUUUACUGGGAGAGUCCAAGUGAAAAAAAGGGAUUUUUUUUUUUUUUUUCGGCAAAUGUUGAAUGCCACAUCAUGGCUGGACACACUUUAAAAGUUUGAAUUGCAGCACGUUCGUGUAAGUGUGGUGCCUGAGAGACUGCUAUUUUGGACCUGAAGCGACUUGAUCUGUUAUCUCUAGAACACAUUGUUUAUCAGAAGAGAGCAACAAGUUGCUAACCUGUGUGGGGGGGAAAAAAGGCCAUCUUCUCUGAUUACUUGUGUUAAGUUAACUAAAUUAUUUUGUGUUUUCUUAUUUCAGGUCAAUUUCCUUUACAUUAUUAGUGAUAAGAGAAUUUGCUUACAUGAGAAUAGAGGUUGGCUCAUGUAGUUAUGAAGGGAAGUGAUUCAGCUAUCAGUGCUAUUUGUAGCGCUGUUGGACACCUUCCAAUAAACACCAUUUUGGGACAAUACAGCACGCUUGUCAAGUUAAAUUUAUAGAGAACCGUGUCAUAUUUUUCUUUAAUAUAUAUAUAUAUCUUUAAAUACAUUUACUUGCUAACCUCUUAAUUUUUUGUGAAAAAAGGAUGGUUACAUUUUAUUUCGAAUAAGACAACGUUGAUGCUCAUUUGACAAGUGAGUCAAUAAAAUGCAUCGAGACAAUGAUAAUGUGUUUUUUGUAGUGAUCGAGACUUUGAAAUGUGUACCAUACAAAGACGUCGUCAUUAAGAUGCUAUAACUUUGACCAGACACAUUUUCUUUUUGAAUUUUUGAUAAAUUAUUAUGACUAUUUGCUUUUAACAAAAUGCUCUUAUCAAUCCUGUCAUUUCUACGUAUGUUAUGCGUACAAACAUCUGCAUGUUGUUUGGAGAUCUAUAAACUGUGGGGUUGAUACGAAA
Syngnathus typhle (broad-nosed pipefish) is the source of this 1963-nucleotide messenger RNA. It is a transcript of the gene slc25a33, whose product is annotated as solute carrier family 25 member 33. Gene Ontology annotation, cellular component: mitochondrion. The coding region runs from base 170 to 1111 and encodes 313 amino acids. Gene Ontology annotation, molecular function: pyrimidine nucleotide transmembrane transporter activity. The record is from RefSeq and is a predicted model, not a curated record. NCBI's taxonomy places the organism in Eukaryota, Metazoa, Chordata, Actinopteri, Syngnathiformes, Syngnathidae. The transcript is spliced from 7 exons. Gene Ontology annotation, biological process: pyrimidine nucleotide import into mitochondrion.